CAAGUGGGAGAGGGGCAGAGAGAGAGAAAGAGAGAGAGAAUCUUAAGCAGGCUCCACACUCAGCACAGAACCCAACAUGGGGCUCAAUCCCAUGACCCUGAGCUGAAAUCAAAAGUCGGACACUCAACUGACUGAGCCACCCAAGUAUCCAGUUAUUCUUCCUUUUAGAUUGCUUACUUGCUAUCCUGGUGGCAAAGCUUCUUUCACCUCAAGGAUCACAAAAUUAGCGGCCUCUGAAAAGCCCAAAGGAACCUUGGGAAGCCAUGACAAGGAAGUUACACAAGAUGAGAAAACUGGUCUCGAAGAGAUUAAGCAACUUGCUCAAGGUCAAACCAAUAGUUAGUCAGAGAGUGGAGAUGUAAACUCAGAUCAUCAGACUCAACUCAAAGCCAGGACUCUUAAUCACCACACCCCUCUCCUGCGGCGGCCCUUUCGGGGCACCUGGGAAGGAGUAGAGCAGCUUGUGAGGAGCUAGAUGCCCAUUCAGAGCAGCCGGAAUGGAACCAGGACAAGAUACCAAAGUAAAGAACUGCAGAGGCCUUCGAGCCCUUUAUGCACAUGUCUUCUCCCCCUCCCAUCGCUCAGAAGAAUGGGCCAGAGAGCCUAAAGAAAACAGUGCUGUAAACAGGACCAACUUUGAUCUUGACCAUCUUUUCUUUCAGGAGUCUGGGGACACGAUGUUAUCCGAAAUGAUGCUACCUGAAAAACAAGGUAAACAGGCACUGGAAAAUAAGGAACCGCCGGAAAACAAGGAACUGAUGGAAAAUAAGGAACCGCUGGAAAACAAGGAACCACCAGAAAAUAAGGAACUGCCAGAAAAUAAGGAACCUCCAGAAUAUAAACCACCGGAAAAUAAGGACCCACCAGAAAAUAAGCCACUGGAAAAUAAGGUGGAUACUCCUGCUAAUGAGAAGAGUGGCAAUUAUUAUAAAGAUAUAAAACAAUAUGUGUUCACAACGCAAAAUGUAAAUGGCAGCCAGUCUGAAAUAUCUGUGAGAGCAACAACCGAUUUGCAAUUUGCUCUAAGAAACUAUAAACUCAAUGAAACAACUACGUCAUUUCCUGGGAAAGCCACCAGUGAAGAACAUGCUACUGAACCCCCUCAAAAACAAUAUCGAAGACGAACCAACCGUCCAAAUGAGCCUGCAUUUUGGACAAUGUUAGCUAAAGCUUUAAAUGCAACACCAACAGCUGAGGAGCUUGAGGAAAAAGAUCAAUUAUUUCACCCAAUUCCACAAUCUGAUUUGAAUGCCAUAAAUGAAGAUAACAUGACACAGCUACAGGAAAUCAAGUUAAAAUUAAUGCUGGGCAUCUCGCUGAUGACCCUCUUCCUUUUUGUCAUCAUCUUGGCCAUCAGCAGUGCCUUGCUGUACAAGGUGAAGACAAUGAGUUAUAAAAGUCCAGUUCUAACCGAAUACUCCGUCAACCCAGAGCUGGCAACUCUGUCUUACUUCCACCCAUCAGAAGGUGUAUCAGACACAUCUUUUUCUAAGAGUGCUGACAGCAGCACAUUUUGGGGUACUACAUCUUCAGAAUUGAAAAAAGAAGACACAUUGUUAAAAUCUAGAACAACGGACAUGAUUUCCACAGCCUCAGAUGAUACAGGCAUGAAUGAUGAGUCAGAUUUAAUUCAGAGUGAGGAACCAAGUGAAGAAACUCCCACAGAUUGAAUAGACAUUAAGUUCGAGUCGGAAAGCAAUUUCUUUGGGACUCUCAUUAAGGUCAUGACUUGGAAACUCUGCUGAGGAAUUUAAGUUUUCUGAUGUCUGAAAAGGAGGACGUAUUCAAUAAAAUUAUCUCAGCCAUAAAAGUUUUAUAAUGGAAAAAAUACAAGAAAAUAAAUUAAGGUGUGGAAAACUCA
Messenger RNA from Neofelis nebulosa (Clouded leopard), 1861 nucleotides. RefSeq names its product equatorin (gene EQTN). The record is from RefSeq and is a predicted model, not a curated record. The coding region runs from base 498 to 1670 and encodes 390 amino acids. Gene Ontology annotation, cellular component: plasma membrane. The transcript is spliced from 10 exons. Lineage: Eukaryota; Metazoa; Chordata; Mammalia; Carnivora; Felidae. Gene Ontology annotation, biological process: endocytosis; acrosomal vesicle exocytosis; fusion of sperm to egg plasma membrane involved in single fertilization.